This is a messenger RNA of Hydra vulgaris (swiftwater hydra), 2501 nucleotides long. RefSeq names its product DNA ligase 3. Gene Ontology annotation, biological process: lagging strand elongation; DNA recombination; DNA biosynthetic process. Gene Ontology annotation, molecular function: ATP binding; DNA binding; DNA ligase (ATP) activity. The record is from RefSeq and is a predicted model, not a curated record. Gene Ontology annotation, cellular component: nucleus; DNA ligase III-XRCC1 complex. Lineage: Eukaryota; Metazoa; Cnidaria; Hydrozoa; Anthoathecata; Hydridae.
AUUAACUCAAUUAAAAUCAGGUGGAUGCACAAUAGUUACCAAAAUUGAAGAAGAUUGUUUAUAAAAUGUCUUCUUUUGGAUUCCUAGUUGACUGUUAUGAUUUAUGCAGUACUAUGAAGUCUUAUACAGACCGAAAAUCUUAUUGAAUUUUUAUUGCUAAUUUGAAAAUAUGGCGGUUGACUCAUUUUACAGCUUUUGUGAGCUUUGUAAAACAUUGGCUGAUGAACCAAGUUAUAAUAAUAAAACUGCUAUUAUAAAAAAGUUUAUUAUUAGUAAAAGCAGCAAAGGUAAAUAUGAUGGUGAUUUGGUAUUGUUUGCCAAGCUUCUCUUACCUGGUGUGGAGAAGAGAAUUUAUAAUUUAAAAGACAAGCAGUUGUUAAAGCAUACUUCACAAAUAUUUGAAGCUGAUCUUGAAGAAAUGAAGUUACAUCUCGAAGGCCAGGGUGUUGUUUCUAACACAAUACAAGAGUUUUUUAAUAAAAGUUGUAGCACUGUAAUCCCAUUGAAGAGAAGCAUAUUAUCACUUCAAGAGGUUGAUGGAUAUUUAGAAGAAUUAUCGAAUGUUACAAAGGAAGAGGCACAAAUCAAAGUACUUACAAAAAUUUGCAAAAGAUGCACGGCUGAAAAUUUAUGCUUCAUUAUCAAAUUAAUUAAACAUGAUUUGCGAAUGAAUACUGGCCCAAAACACUUUUUUGACGCACUUGACUCAAGUGCUUAUGCAUUAUUUCAAGCUUCAAGUGAUUUGAAAAGUGUUAUUGAAAAGUGGACACAGCUGAAUAGUGAAGAAAAACUUUCAUCUGGCACUAAAAACUUGCUAAGUAUUGAGACAAGUGUAAUGACACCAAUCAAACCUAUGCUUGCUGAUGCUUGCAAAUCUAUUGAACAAGCAAUCAAAAAAUGUCCUAACGGAAUGUACUCUGAAAUCAAGUAUGAUGGUGAACGUGUUCAGGUGCAUAAAAACGGAAACAAGUUUGAGUACUAUAGUCGAAGUCUAAAGUCAGUCCAACCUCACAAGAUUGCAGACAUCACUCAUUAUUUGCCACAAGCAUGUCCUGGUGGUGACACACUUAUUUUGGAUGGGGAGGUUCUUCUUAUGGACACAAACACAAAUAAACCAUUACCGUUUGGAACAUUGAGCAUUCACAAGAAGUCAAAGUUUGCAGAAGCAACAGUAUGUUAUGUUAUAUUCGAUAUUUUACAAUUCAACAGUGAAAGUUUAUUGAAAAGGCCACUAUGUGAGAGACGUGAGAUUUUGUGCAAGAACGUCAAAGAGAUCAAGGGUAGAAUUGUUUUUUCAGAGAUGAAAGAAAUUACAAAAAGUGAUGAGCUUCAAUGCCAAUUAAAAAAAGUGUUUAGUGAAAAUCUUGAAGGGCUUGUGAUCAAGGACAUUAAAAGUAUAUAUGAACCAGGAAAAAGACAUUGGUUAAAGAUUAAAAAAGACUAUCUUCAAGAUGGCGCAAUGGCUGACACUGCUGAUCUUGUAGUUCUUGGUGCUUAUUAUGGAACAGGAAAUAAAGGUGGUAUGAUGUCUGUAUUUCUUAUGGGUUGUUAUGAUCCCGAUCAGAAAAAGUGGUUGACAGUAGCUAAAUGUGGAAACGGUUUUGAUGAUGAUACAAUAAAAAAACUGCAGUCCUCUUUACAAAUGAAAAAAAUAUCUAAGGAUCCAGAUAAUGUACCAUCUUGGCUUAAAGUUAAUCGCUCUUUAAUUCCAGAUUUUGUUGCUGUAGACCCAAAGACUUCUCCUGUGUGGGAGAUUACAGGUGCUGAGUUUAGCCAAUCUACAACUCAUACUGCAGCAGGGAUUUCAAUUCGCUUUCCUAGAGUUACUAAGGUUAGAUCAGAUAAAAACUGGAAAAGUGCUACCAAUUUAAGUCAACUUCAGAAGUUAUACAACGAAUCAAAGAAAACUACAGAUGUAGAUUUGGCUGGCCAAAGUAGUUUCAUUCAAUCAGAAACUUUGGUAUCAGUGGAAAGUGUUUCAUCUUCAUUAACCAAUCCUCCAUCGAAGGAAUCAGAAUCAUCUCGAAAAAGAAAAACUCCUAGUGAAAGCAAUAAAAAUAUGUUAUCAAAAAAAAAGACUCCAUCCAAUGAGGAGGCUACAGUAGAGUCAGAAAAACCAGUUUGUCAGUAUGGUUCAAAUUGCUAUCGGAAAAACAAAGAACAUUUUAAAGAGUUUAGUCAUGGCUGCAGUAGUCAUGGCAGCAGUAAAACCAAAGUUGAAGAACCUAGCACUACUAAUAACAAUAAAAAAAACUUAGAAAAUAUAUUCACUGGGUUGACCUUUGUCAUUGCUGAAAAUGUUAAAGAAAGCAAAAAGUUAAGGCGAUUCAUAGUGGCAUAUGAUGGUGACAUUGCAGAAGAACAUGAAACAAAUAGUGCUGAUUAUAUUGUCUCAGAAGAAAAGAUAGAAGAUUCAGGGUUGCACGCAGUUGUUGUCAAACCUGAGUGGAUUUGGACUUGUAUAAAAAAGAAAAGAAUUGCUGACCAUGGAAGUUUUUGAA